Messenger RNA from Chenopodium quinoa (quinoa), 1807 nucleotides. RefSeq names its product probable inactive purple acid phosphatase 16. Gene Ontology annotation, cellular component: cytoplasm. Gene Ontology annotation, molecular function: hydrolase activity, acting on ester bonds. The coding region runs from base 163 to 1446 and encodes 427 amino acids. The transcript has 5 exons. NCBI's taxonomy places the organism in Eukaryota, Viridiplantae, Streptophyta, Magnoliopsida, Caryophyllales, Amaranthaceae. The record is from RefSeq and is a predicted model, not a curated record.
UUAAUACUAGUAAAAAGAUGAUCAUAGCCAUUUUUCAGUUUUGACUUCCCAAACGUUGAUCAUGAAUUCAUGAUGAUGAAUUGAUCACUGAACUACUUCCUUGUCAAUUUUCUCCAAACUAAGUUCAUCUUUCUCAAAUUCCACUAUUUUCUCUCAAUUUUUAUGGGUGUAAUUAAUGAAAGAAGAAGAAUGAAGCCAUCCUACUUUUUUCUGUUCUUCAAAUUCCCUCAAAUUUUACUCUAUUUACUAAGCACCCACUUCCACUUAACAUUUGGAUUGAUAAAUUUGCAGUUUAAUAAGACAAAAUCAUCCUUCAAAAUUGCAAUUUUUGCAGACUUGCAUUUUGGGGAGAAUUCCUGGACUGAUUGGGGACCCCAACAAGAUGCCAACUCUAUCAAUGCCAUGAACUCUCUUCUUCAUCACGAAAACCCAGAUUUUGUUGUAUAUCUCGGAGAUGUCAUCACGGCCAAUAAUAUACCUAUAGCAAACGCUAGCCUAUACUGGGAUCAAGCUACUUCACCCACAAGAGAACGUGGCAUACCUUGGGCCGGUGUGUUUGGUAAUCAUGAUGAUGCCCAUUUUGUGUGGCCCAAGGAAUGGUUUUCAAAAGAGGGGAUUCCCCCUUUGCAUUGUUCUCAGCCUAACACAUCUCUAAUCGGUGAUGGAAAUUGCAGCUUCAUGGGUACAACAAGAUUGGAGUUAAUGAAUUAUCAAAUUGGAAAUGACAUGCUUUCAUUCUCUCAGCACGGAUCCAGAAAUCUCUGGCCAAGUGUAUCUAACUAUGUCCUGCAAAUCUCGUCGUCAGAAAAUCCAGAGUCACCUGUAGCUUUUAUGUAUUUUCUUGAUUCUGGAGGAGGUUCUUAUCCAGAAGUAAUUUCAAGUGCUCAAGUAGAGUGGCUCAAAGGCAUAUCUGAAGCAAUUAAUCCCGAUUAUAGGGUUCCUGAAAUUUUCUUUUGGCACAUACCUAGUAAAGCAUAUCAGAAGGCUGCCCCUUGGUUGUUUUUUGUUCCUCAGCCUUGUGUGGGCUCAAUAAAUAAGGAAUGGGUAUGUACUCAAGAAUCCGAGGAGGGGAUCAUGAAGAUUUUGAAAGGUCGGCCUUCAGUCCAGGCUGUAUUUGUAGGGCAUGACCAUGGCAAUGAUUGGUGUUGCCCUUACAAGAAACUGUGGCUGUGCUAUGCUAGACACACCGGCUAUGGUGGCUAUGGGAAUUGGGCUAGAGGAGCUAGAAUUUUGGAGAUAGUUGAUCGGCCUUUCACCCUCAAGUCAUGGAUAAGGAUGGAAGACGGCUUUGUACAUAGUCAUAUUCUCUUGAGCUCUCAUGCUGCUUAUCCAGCCCCUAUUUUCCUUUUGUUGGUUCUGCUUUUGGUUCUUUUCUUUGGAAUCAAACCCUUUUACCGUGCUGAUCUUAUUUCAAAAGCCAAAACCUUCGUAUCACCAAUUGCAUAACCUAAAACUGAAUGUAUUAUGCUGCAAGAGGUUGCAUAUCCUUUCAUUUCCCAAGCAGCAUUCAAUAUUUCAGUCACAGAUUCACUGGACUUCUGUAUAUUACGGCGACUUAUUUUUCAUAUGGUUUGAUCCUCAGCAAUUUUCAUUACACUACAAACUCAUACUAUAUAGCCAUUUUCUAGGAGCACUUGUGAUCCUGCCAUCAUGUGCAGUUGUAAAUAGUACUGUAAUUAUCAAAUUUGAAUUAUUGUAUGCAUCUGUUUAUACAAAUACUGGUAUGAGUACAUGUUUGUUCUGCAAUAAGAGUUGAGCCACAACACAAAGCACAAUCUGUGUUUUAAGAGAUUGGGCAUUUCGAAAA